Messenger RNA from Cuscuta campestris, 323 nucleotides. The record is from the annotation of a GenBank genome assembly. Lineage: Eukaryota; Viridiplantae; Streptophyta; Magnoliopsida; Solanales; Convolvulaceae.
AUGAUAGCCGCUCAAGAACUCUCCGAAUUUCUUCGAAUGGAGAUUCGCCUCAAAUUCGAGGAAGAAGUUCUUGAAUUCUACAGAAAUGGAGAAAUCAAAUCUGCUCGGUCAAAGAAAAAUCCACAGAGCACAUUUCUAGUCAUCAAGUCCACUGUUGGAGGCUCAAAGGUGAAGCUUUCGCAGAAGAAAUUGGGAAGAAAGCUUCGCCUUCCCAAUUCUGGAGUUGAAGUUGGGAAAUUUCCAGUCAAAAAUCUGGACUAGAACAUCAUUGGAAUUUCUGGGCGAACUCCUUCUGGCCUAGCAAAGAAAGCAGAUCUGAACAA